AUGUAUUCACUGCUGGAUCUGAAUGAAGAGAGUACCAUGGGCGAAUACGAAACAAAGAUAUACAACAUUUUGAAUGAAGAGUUCAAGCCACUGAGAUUACAAGUGCAAGAUGUCUCUGGUGGAUGUGGAUCGAUGUUUGCUAUUCUCGUGGAAAGUGCUAAAUUCAAAGGACUUCCCAUGAUCAAACAACAUCGUUUGGUCAAUGAAACAUUGAAAGAUGAGAUCAAGAAAUGGCAUGGCUUGCAAUUGAAAACAAAAUCCACAUAG
Molecule: messenger RNA, 267 nt
Organism: Lodderomyces elongisporus
Lineage: Eukaryota; Fungi; Ascomycota; Pichiomycetes; Serinales; Debaryomycetaceae
Exons: 1
Coding region: 1-267 (88 amino acids)
Cellular component (GO): mitochondrial matrix
Source: RefSeq, a predicted model, not a curated record